AUGCUCACAUUUGAAAAACAGAGUUCCUUCUACCCAUACCUGCAGUUGGCCACAUUCAAGUUCUUCACACUGGAGCCUGACCAGGCCCCUUACCAUCGUCUGCCUUUGGCAGCAUUCUCACCACUGGACCUUGGCUUGCUGGACUUUUUUCCUAAACAUGCAAAUGUGUGUGAAAAGCUUGACAUCAAAGACCCCACAGAGCAACGUCCAAGGACAGCCCUUACUGAGUCGGUCCUCAGACCUCGAGCUGUGUCCUUCACUCUGGCCCAUUCAUCUGUAAGAGGAGCUUGGAAACCUUCCUCGCAGGAGAAACCGGUCCGAUUCACCGGAGCCCAGAUAAGACAACUGCACUCUCCAGCUCUGGGUUUCAGCUCUGUACUAAUUUCAACACCAUGUGGAAUGUGGAAGCAGCACAGUGGCAUCCAAAGAUCUACACCUUGUAAUCCCAGAGCCUGUGAAUGCAUUCAGGCCCGCCCUUGCAGAGGUGGCGGUGGCCCAGACAAGGCUGACUUCCCACGUGGAAGGGCCAGGCAGUGCUGGACAAGGCCUUCAGGAAUGGCUAACAUGCCCCCUUCAUAUCAACAGAAGACUGAGGUUUGCCUCAACUCGCCUUGA
Messenger RNA from Chinchilla lanigera (long-tailed chinchilla), 615 nucleotides. RefSeq lists its product as uncharacterized. The transcript is spliced from 5 exons. The record is from RefSeq and is a predicted model, not a curated record. Lineage: Eukaryota; Metazoa; Chordata; Mammalia; Rodentia; Chinchillidae. The coding region runs from base 1 to 615 and encodes 204 amino acids.